GCCUCCUGGGCGGCGAUGGCGCUCCCCCCGCCGCCCCCAGGCGACAGCGCGGCCGCGCUCCCGCCCCCGCCGGGCACGGACAUGACGGGGAUCUGCUUCCGCGACCAGCUGUGGCUCAACACCUACCCGCUGGACCGCAACCUCGUCUUCGACUACUUCGCCCUCUCCCCCUUCUACGACAUCACCUGCAACAACGAGUCCCUCCGCUCGCGCCAAAUCCACCCCCUCGACAUGUCCCAGCUCAUGAUGAUGACCGGGAUGGAGUACGUGCUGAGCGAGGUGAUGGAGCCGCACCUGUUCGUCAUGCGCAAGCAGAGGAGGUCCAACUCCGACAAGGUCGACCACCUGCUCGCCUACUACAUCCUCGACGGCUCCAUCUACCAGGCGCCCCUGCUCGGCAACGUUUUCGCCUCCCGCAUAAGUAGGACUAUGCAUCACAUAUCAAAAGCAUUUUCUAUAGCAUGCUCGAAAUUGGAGAAGAUUGGCAAUGCAGAGACAGAGUCUGAUGCAGCAGCUUCUGAAUCGAAGACCCAGAAGGAAGCGGUUGACUUCAAGGAGUUGAUGCGAAUUGAUAAGAUCCUCGUCAAUUUGCAAAAGAAGCUGCCUCCUGCUCCUCCCCCUCCACCCUAUCCGGAGGGCUAUGUUCCACCAUCUGCAUCAGAAGAGAAAGCGCCGGAUGAUCUGCUGGCCUCAGAGGCAUUACCUCCCGUAAUUGACCCUAUUAUUGAUCAAGGGCCAGCAAAAAGACCAAGGUUCCAAUGAGAGACUUAUGUCGAUCAAGUGAACUAGCUGACACGAUAACAUCAUGUAUUACAAAUUCAGAGUAGAGUUUUGCGAGUCCUGAACGGGAAGACCCAAACAAUUAUGUGGAUGUGUACUGUGACUUAAUCCAUGAUACGUAUUUAAAUUGCA
Molecule: messenger RNA, 912 nt
Organism: Lolium rigidum
Lineage: Eukaryota; Viridiplantae; Streptophyta; Magnoliopsida; Poales; Poaceae
Product: mediator of RNA polymerase II transcription subunit 6
Exons: 5
Coding region: 16-762 (248 amino acids)
Biological process (GO): regulation of transcription by RNA polymerase II
Cellular component (GO): mediator complex; core mediator complex
Molecular function (GO): transcription coactivator activity
Source: RefSeq, a predicted model, not a curated record